Messenger RNA from Zasmidium cellare ATCC 36951, 1587 nucleotides. RefSeq lists its product as uncharacterized. Gene Ontology annotation, biological process: regulation of transcription by RNA polymerase II. Lineage: Eukaryota; Fungi; Ascomycota; Dothideomycetes; Mycosphaerellales; Mycosphaerellaceae. The coding region runs from base 1 to 1587 and encodes 528 amino acids. Gene Ontology annotation, molecular function: RNA polymerase II cis-regulatory region sequence-specific DNA binding; DNA-binding transcription factor activity, RNA polymerase II-specific. The transcript is spliced from 2 exons. The record is from RefSeq and is a predicted model, not a curated record.
AUGGAAGUCCACGAGACUUCCUGGCCGCAACUGGAUCACGAAGCAAUGACAGCGGCGACGAGGGGUGAUUGUGUCACAGAGCCACCACGAGCCGAUCAACGCCAUGGUUCGACCUCGCAUGACCAGGAAUGGGCCGAAUUCCUUCGUUCGUACUCGCAGGGUGGCCUGGACCCUACAACAUCUUCCGACAACAUUGGAUUCGGACUCAUGGGAGUUGACGACAACAUGCCUGCCCAGUUUGGAGCUAUGAACCAAUUUCAAGACCACCCCGACCCAGCAUCAACGACCGCUACCAACAGCUCGUUGUCAUCGUCACUGAACCACCCAAACGGCGCUUCGCACCCUUUUCAGACUUGGCCGGUCGUUAACAAUGCGCCCCUGAUGGCUUACGAGCAAUCCCCUUUCCACCCAGCGCCGUGGAUGGCCGAGCCUCAUCAUCACCAGCAACCACAUCAUUACGACCAACCGCCGCUUACCUUUGGCAUGCAAGGACGAGAAGGCUUGGGCAUACACCUACCGCCAACCUCACACCCUAUCGACGCCCAGCAUGCCAUGCACUUCGGCGGACCUUUCAUCGACCACGAGUCGCCCAUCGCCCAGCACCACCACGAAGACUUCAAACAUGACAUGAGUAUUCCUCCCGCUCAUCAUCUCCACCCCUCCGCGCACGACGACCUCUUCGCAGGCGAAGACCUCGACGAUCGCGAGGUCUCCGCCGACCCUGCCGAUCCGUGCUAUGCGCAGCUGCUCUAUUCAUGUUUGAAAAAGGCUCCUGAACACACGCUAUCGCUGCGGGAGCUAUAUGACUGGGUCCAGCAACACAGUCAGAAAGCCAAAGAUCCCAAGAAUCGAGGCUGGCAGAACAGCGUGCGGCACAACUUGUCCAUGAACGCCGCCUUCCAACGAGUCCCCCACAACAACUCCAACACCCACCUUCCCAAGAAAGGCUCCCUCUGGCGCCUCACCCCGGACGCCCUCCGCUCCGGCGUCAUCUCCACCACCCGCUACCGCAAAGACCCCAAACGCAAACCGGACACCCGGCGCUCUGCCCCGGCCCUGAACCGCCAAACCUCCGGUGCAAAAGGCGGCCGCGCAACCCGAGACGCCACCCGUGCGCGCCAGCGCGAGCGCGAACGCAGGGCGAGAUUCGAGGGUUGGAGUCGCAGCGCGAGUCCGCCGGGGAGUGGCGUCGUCACGCCCACGAGUCCGUAUUUCGGGUUCGCUGGCCCAGGACCAGGGCAGAUUGGCGGCGGGGCGGCGUACGAGAUGCUGCUGCCGACGAGUGCGCCGCAGACGCCGCCGGAGUGGGAGGCGCAGUUCCAUCAGCAUCAUCAUCAGCAAGCGCAAGAAGCGAAACAUCAUCAUUCCCUUCAUCAUCAUCAGCAUCCUUUCGAUGUGCAAAGUGGGGCGUUCGAGUUCCUGCCGUUGGAUAUGGGGACGCAUGGCGGUGGAGGGUUGUUUGGGAAUCAGGAUGCGGAGAUGCAGACGCCGACGCCGAGUUUGAUGACGGAGGGGAGUUGGCCUGGGGAGGAGGGGGGACUGUUGCCGCCGAGUAGUGUUGUUGUUGAGGGGGAGGGGGGGUAUUGA